Seriola dumerili (greater amberjack) is the source of this 6068-nucleotide messenger RNA. RefSeq names its product ubiquitin specific peptidase 19 (gene usp19). The record is from RefSeq and is a predicted model, not a curated record. NCBI's taxonomy places the organism in Eukaryota, Metazoa, Chordata, Actinopteri, Carangiformes, Carangidae. The coding region runs from base 356 to 4933 and encodes 1525 amino acids. Gene Ontology annotation, biological process: protein deubiquitination. Gene Ontology annotation, molecular function: cysteine-type deubiquitinase activity. The transcript has 26 exons.
CGUUAAGUUUCCAGAAAUGGGUCCCGGAUAAAGGAAAGAAUAUUCCAGAAACACCGUGGACUACGGGGUUUCGAGUGCGGGCAGGAGCACAGCGGCCCACGGCCGUGAAGGAGCUUAGCAGCCGGUAGUAGCAGAAGGAGUCGCCGGCCAUUGUGUGUCAGGAACGGAAUUCCCAUCAUAUUGAAGCCCCGUCCCCAUCCCUUACUAGCCUUCCUGAUUCUGUUCUGGGAGAGUUCAGACCAGUAUCAUCGCCAAGAUAGCCGGGCCAGGCAGGAAGAGGCACACCUCAGAUCCAGACCCCAGCAGCGGUAGUGAUUCCGGCGACGGGCGGCCUGUUAGUGCCAAGUGCCUGAAGAUGGCCAGCAGCGGUGGUAGCGAGACAGUGGGCCGUCGCGGUGGGGCUCAGCAGAGAGGAGGCAGCGGGAGGGACAGCAGCUCAGACCUGUCCUCCAGUACCAGUAAGAAGAAGCAGAAGGACAGGGCCAAUCAGGAGAGCAGAGAGGCCAAGAGGGCAGCAGCAGCUGCUGCUUCAGCAGAUGGGGUCAUUGCAGAAGUCAAGAAAGAUGUAUUUGUGGACUGGAAGCAGAAUGUCAAUGAAGUGACUGUCAGGCUGCGCUGUGGGGAGGGGGUGCAGAGGAUAGAGGACAUAAGCACAACCUUCACGGAUACACACUGCCAUGUUUGCUUCCCAGAUGGACGGCAGUGGAGCUGCCAGCUGCAGGAGGAAAUUGAGGCUUCGUGUAGCAGAGUCCAGUACAAGGAGAAGGGAGGCUUCCUGCACAUCAUCAUGCACAAGAAGAUUCCCUUUCACAUCUGGCCAUCACUUAAGUCAAACAAGAAGGAGAAGGAGAAAGCGGCAGCGCCCACAGAGGCCAAAAAUGACAAGGAACCAGAGAUGAAGCCUGUUGCAUCGGAGUCUUCAGAGAAACCCAAACAACUUCAUCCCCAGCCUCCCUCCUCACCUGCACACAGCGAGUCAAGACGCGGAGGCGGCAAAGCUGAGCGGGGUGUCAAGCGCUGUAUGAAAAACAAACCAGCAUGCGACAAAGCCACCACGGACUCUGUAGGGGCGAAAGGCGGAGCUGGAGAAGGCUCAGCCACCACCAGCAAGCCUGUUCCCGUCACAAAAGCCGAGCAGCAGCCUCAGGAACCCAGUGCCAAGCGCACCAUUGUACGGCCGCCCAAGACCACUAAGGAGGGUACAUCAGCUGCUGACAGGGACACACACUCUGUCAAGUCUAAUAGUAAAGCUCCACACACACACCUGCCCGCUGGUCGGAGCCCGCAGACACAACGCAGGGAUGGAAACAACAGAGCAGACAGACUAAGCAGCGGUCAGGAACCGAAACCUGGAGUUGCUGUCGCUGCUGCCAGCCAUACCAACAAAACUCAGGUGGCAGAGAAACAAACCCAGUCUUCAGACAGGUCUGGAGCAACAGCACCCGGCAAUGAAAGCCAACCAGCAGCUCCCAUCAGCACCAGUGACUGCCUCAAACCUGUCGACUUCAACAGUGAAGUGGACUCCGCUUAUCCUGCAAGACCAGGAGACAGAACAGACUCAGAGCCAGAGAAAAAGCCUGUUGAGCAGGAAUCGGAGCAGGAUACUCUGAUCUGCCAGCAGCUUGGAUCAAAAGAGACGGUACCAGCACCAACUGUUGGCAUGGUUGCCAAACAAGGCCUGGCACCCGAUGUAGCCCAGAGGCAGGGCAGCUGUGACGGAGAGGAGAAGCGGGACCAGUCCAAGGAGGAGCCCUCUCUGGAAAUUAAACAACAGGAAGCCCCAGAGCCGAUGGUGAACCUACAGUUUGUGAAGAACGAUUCGUAUGAAAAGGGCACAGACCUCAUGGUGGUUAAUGUUUACAUGAAGGGGAUCUGCAGGGACACAGCCAGGGUCAUCUUCAGGGAACAGGACUUCACCCUCAUCUUCCAGACAAGUGAUGCUAACUUUCUGCGGCUUCAUUCAGACUGUGGACCAAACACAGUCUUCAAGUGGCAAGUCAAACUCAGGAACCUGAUCCAGCCUGAGCAGUGCAGCUACUCCUUCACCCCAUCCCGCCUGGACAUCACCCUGAAGAAGAGACACAGCCAGCGCUGGGGGGGUCUGGAGGCCCCUGCCACACAAGGUGCAGUGGGUGGCGCCAAGGUCGCUGUGCCCUCCAGCCCUGCCUGCAUGGAUAAGAGCCAACCAGGCAGCAGCCAGCACAGCCUCCCAGCCAAGGAGGAGCCACCAAGAGUCGGGGAGGAGAAACCCAAGGCCCCUAAGGCUUCAUCCAGAGUGGAGGAUGGUGGUCUGGAUACUGUAGCUCCUCGCACCGUCUCUGAGCAUGUUGCUAUUACCAAGCCAGAGACCACAGUUACCGCACCUAAGCCUACCUGCAUGGUGCAGCCCAUGACCCAUGCACCUCCUGCCAGCAAUGAGCGCCAUGAGGAGGAGGAGGAGAAGAAGGUGUGCCUGCCUGGUUUUACAGGAUUGGUUAACCUUGGCAACACCUGCUUCAUGAACAGUGUUAUCCAAUCCCUGUCCAACACCAGAGAACUCAGGGAUUAUUUCCAUGAUCGAGCAUUCGAGGCAGAAAUCAACUGCAAUAAUCCACUGGGAACAGGAGGCAGGUUGGCCAUCGGCUUUGCAGUGCUGCUCAGGGCCCUUUGGAAAGGAACUCACCACGCCUUCCAACCCUCAAAACUCAAGGCAAUUGUGGCCAGUAAAGCCAGUCAGUUUACAGGUUACGCCCAGCAUGAUGCUCAGGAGUUCAUGGCUUUCUUGCUGGACGGGCUACAUGAGGACUUGAACCGCAUCCAGAAUAAACCGUACACAGAGACGGUUGACUCUGACGGACGCCUGGAUGAGGUGGUUGCAGAGGAAGCAUGGCAGAGGCACAAGAUGAGAAACGACUCCUUUAUAGUGGACCUCUUCCAAGGCCAGUUCAAAUCCAAGCUCGUUUGUCCAACAUGCUCCAAGGUGUCUAUCACCUUUGACCCUUUCCUCUACCUGCCAGUCCCACUGCCCCAGAAACAAAAGGUGCUCUCAGUUUUCUACUUCGCUAAGGAACCUCAUAAAAAACCCAUCAAGUUUUUGGUCAGUGUGAGCAAGGAGAACUCCAGCACUGCUGAAGUCCUUGAAUCCAUCUCCAGGAGUGUGAGGGUCAAACCAGAGAAUCUGAGACUUGCAGAGGUGGGGAAGAACCGCUUCCAGCGCAUGUUCCUGCCGUCCCAUUCCCUGGACACGGUGUCCUCCUCGGACAUGUUGUUCUGCUUUGAGGUGCUCUCCAAAGACCUGGCCAAAGAGAGGGUGAUAGUGCUCAGAGUGCAGCAGAAACUCCAGGUCCCAAACAUCCCCAUCUCAAAGUGUGCCGCCUGCCUGAAGCCUCCAGUGUCUGAGGAAGACAAGCUGAAGCGGUGCACUCGCUGCUAUCGUGUGGGCUACUGCAAUCAAGUAUGUCAAAGGACCCACUGGCCCAAUCAUAAGAGUCUGUGUCGACCCAACAUGGAGAACGUGGGUCUGCCCUUCCUGGUCAGCGUGCCGGAGUCUCGACUCUCCUAUACCCGCCUCACUCAGCUACUAGAGGGUUUCUCCAGGUUUUCUGUCAACGUGUUCCAGCCUCCUUUCCAGUCAGGCAGGACGUCGCCUGAAGCGUCUCAGUGUCGGGCAGACCUCCCCCCAAUGCCAGCCGGCUCACCUGAGGGUGUUGGGUCUGGGGAUGAGGCCAUGGGUGGUAGCAGUGCUGUAGGAGCAGGUGAUCUGGAGCUGGAGAGCCAGUCUCUGUUGCCUGAAUCCCAGGCAGAGUAUGCUCAGGCCUCAGCCAUCCACUCUGCGGAGUCAGAGUCCCUGUCCUCCUCCCAGACCUCCCUCUCCACCAUGCGGACUACAGACUCAGGAUUCACUGAGCCAAUCUCCACAACGUCCUGCUGCUCUCUGGACCCUCAUGCUGAAAAAGAGACGUCCUGUGAGAAGGCAGUGCGGCCAGAAGCUGCAGUAACAGGGUACCAGCAUCCAAGCGAAUCCGCAUCAGGUCAUGCCAGUCAGUUCUAUGUCUCUCUGCUGGACUCUAACAACAAGGAGCAGAGGCUGGAUGAGAAAGAGGACUUGCUUGCGGACCUCCCUGAAGACGUGACCCUGGAGAUGGUUUGGAAAAACAACGAGCGCCUGAAGGAGUACGUCCUGGUGAGCUCCAAGGAGCUGGAGUAUGAGGAGGACCCCGGCUCGUUGAGUGAGACAGCCAGAGCGGGACACUUCACCCUGGAGCAGUGCCUCAACCUCUUCACCAAGCCAGAGGUGCUGGCACCAGAGGAAGCAUGGUACUGUCCAAAGUGCCAGCAGCACCGUGAGGCCUCCAAGCAGCUGCUGCUGUGGCGUCUGCCCAAUGUUCUGAUCAUCCAGCUCAAACGCUUCUCCUUCAGGAGCUUCAUCUGGAGGGAUAAGAUCAACGACAUGGUUGACUUCCCCGUCAGGAAUCUGGAUCUGAGCAAGUUCUGUAUUGGCCAGAAGGAUGAGAUGCAGCAGCCUCCUAUCUAUGACUUGUAUGCCGUCAUCAACCACUAUGGUGGAAUGAUAGGAGGCCACUACACGGCCUACGCUCGCCUGCCAAGUGACAAGAACAGCCAGCGCAGUGAUGUUGGCUGGCGUCUGUUUGAUGACAGCACCGUGACAAUGGUGGAAGAGAGUCAGGUGGUGACGCGCUACGCCUAUGUCCUGUUCUACCGGCGACGAAACUCCCCCGUGGAGAGGCCACCGCGCUUCCUCAGGCCUAUGGGAGCCGAGUCACCUACUGCAGCAGGAGCUACUGCCAGCCAGGCCUCUAGCCAGUCACUAUUCGGGACAGACCUGGAUCCUGAAGGACCACCGUCGCUGACCCCGGAGGUGCCCUCUGACCUCUUUGCCCACUCCGGAGAGUGCACGGCGCCGUCCUACAGCAACAUGGAGGAGGUGGACUAGUCGCGACGAGGACUGAAGAGAAUGCAGAUCAGAGCUGGUGAUCCAGGGAGGUUCCCGGGUGGAAACUGCUCCUCGGCUGCAGACACAUCAGUGCUCAUUUAUUACACAGGCGCCUGAAGCCGUCGUUACAGUAACCGUGCAGUGCUAGAAGAUCUGGAGGUGGUCUCUGAGGACUGGACAGCACUCACUUGUGACAGACCUUCAGAUGCACAUUUAGAUGUGUACUCAGUACUAACUAGACACACAUCAUUGAUAUACUCACAUUAAUAUACUUACCCAUUGAUAAAGACUUAACGAGCUGUAUAUGUAAUUAUAUUCAUUCAGUGCAUAUAGGGACACACACACAUACACAGACGCUAACACACUUGUAUAAUCUCAUAGCUCCUGUUAGCUGCUGCUAAAGGAGCUCAUCCUCAACCACCUAACAGAGUCAGUGGAGUGCCUGCCAGGCUCCCACGCACCAACGCACCUUGUGGUCUGGUUUCAAGCUAAAAACCUCACUGCUAACCUUUACCAGACCUUUUAAUCCCUGGCUACAGCUACGGUGGAUUACUAGGGUAAAUUUGGGGAGUUUGAGUGAAGAUUGUUGUCAUGUGCGUAAAUCUUUUACUUCUUUUGUUUUGUUUUUUGAGGUAUUGCCUGGUUUGAUUUGUCUGUGGCAGGUUAUUCAGUAACUUGGAUUAGAAUUGUAGAAAACAAAUGUGAGACGGGUGAAGACCUGCUACAUUUCUUUUUUCUUUUUCUUUUUUUAAAUACAGAGGGCACACACUGUUUGUGUUUUUGUUUUUGCUUUGUAAACUUCAUUUGGCUUCUGUUGCUUUGGCGGGUUUUGUUUGUUUUUUGUACUUGUUUGGAUAUUCGAUCCUGUGGAUGCAAUUGUCAAAGGCUUCAGUAUAAACUGAAAUGUGCAUGACUGCAUGUUCAUUCAGGCUGUAACCCGAGCCCCUGUUAAGUCCCUCCCCAUCCACCUGGAAUUUUGCUAAAUUUCAUUAUUUCUGUUUUGCGUGAGUUGUCCGGUCUCACCCCUUCCCUCCUUUGUAAUGGAUUGCGUAUAUAAAGUGGGGAUCAUUAAGAAUGCUGCUGUGGAUUCAUAUGAAUGGUUAAUAUAAAUAAAAACAAUUUUGAGUAUUGCUGA